UCAAGCAUACAGGUCAACAUGUGACCAGUGACCAUGCCCUGCUGUGUGUGUGUGUGUUUCAGUCACAUACGUCGUCCUUUAUGUAGCGUGGGUGGCCAGCGAUAUUGUCCGGGUCGACGCCACGUGCUUUGGAAUAUGCUGGCUGCUUUUGUUACCCCGCGGCCCGUUCUGCCCUUCUGGCACUUUCAUACAAUGGUGCCCCGGUGGACACAGGGCUGCGGUCAGGCCUUUCACACCACUGCCGCUUGACCUCCUGCUCUCGGGAAAGCCAAGUAUCCCAAUGUACGAUCGAUGGAAAAAGAGCAUCGCUAAAGGACAAGGAUAUCACUAAGGAUCUGUCAAACCAUCGCAGCAAAGGAAAUGUCCCUGCGAGCCGACGCCUCGGAGUCGGGGGGAGUGGUGGUGGAGUACGAAUCGGAGGAUGUCAGGGAGCCAAGCAUCAAAAGGUCUAGGAGUCAACCAGGCUCAGCGCUCGUCUAUCUGAGGGGACCCAAGUUCCUGAUCUAUGUCAGUGGAGCUUUAUCGAUGUGGGGGGAUCGCAUGUGGCACUUUGCCAUCUCCGUCUUCCUCAUUGAGCUGUACGGCCGCAACCUGCUGCUCACGGCCGUGUUCGGCCUGGUGGUGGCCGGCUCGGUGCUCCUGGUGGGAGCUCUGAUCGGAGACUGGGUCGACCGCAACCCCAGGAACAAGGUCGCACAUGCCUCCCUCUUUAUUCAGAACGUUUCAGUGACCGUGUGUAGCAUAGUGCUCAUGCUGGUGUUCUCAUACAAGCAGUGGAUCGAACAGAUUUGGGAUGGUUGGCUUACUGUGGUUUGUUAUACGGUGGUGAUCGUCCUGGCAGAUGUGGCUAACCUUGCGAGCACUGCCCUGACCAUCGCCAUUCAGAGGGACUGGAUCGUGGUCAUCACGGGAUACAACCGCGGACACCUGGCUGGGAUGAACGCCACAAUGAGGCGGAUCGACCAGGUGACCAACAUCCUGGCUCCGUUGGCGGUGGGGCAGGUCAUGACGCUGGCCUCCAACGUGGUGGGGUGCGGCUUCAUCCUGGGCUGGAACGUGGUGUCCCUCAUAGUGGAGUUCUUCUUCCUGUCCCGCGUGUACCGCAUCGUGCCGGCCCUGUCGGUGAAGCCCCCGGGCGCAGACGUGGAGGAGGCCUGUCUUCAGGGUGGGGCGCGGAGGCGGACGCACGGUACACCCCGCAGUAGACCGACUCCCAGAGGGACCCAGGCGCUGCCCGAGGAGCCCAGCGAGCGCAGCCUCAGCCUGAAGGCCGUCGCCGGGCUGCCCCUCUGCUUCCAGAGGCUGCGGCAGCUGCUGAGCACCUGCCGGGACGGCUGGACGGCGUACUACCAGCAGGACGUGUUCCUGGCCGGCAUGGGCCUGGCCUUCCUGUACACCACCGUGCUGGGCUUCGACUGCAUCACCACGGGCUACGCCUACACCCAGGGCAUCAGCGGCUCGCUGCUCAGCCUGCUGAUGGGCGUGUCCGCCGUCACGGGCCUCAUGGGCACCGUGAUGUUCACCAAGCUGCGCAAGGCGUACGGCCUGGUCAACACGGGCGUCAUCUCCAGCUGCCUGCACCUGGGCUGCCUGCUGCUGUGCGUGUGCUCGGUGUUCGCCCCCGGCAGCCCCAUGGACCUGCGGCUGCUCAUGGCGUACGCCGACAACAGCUCCGCGUCCUCGCCGGCCGCGCCCGGCGGCGGCGGGGGCCGGAUGGCGAGCCAGAGGGAGAAGCACUCCUACCCCCUGGGGGGCGGCAGCAACCAGCCGCUGCUGCCCGACCGCUCCUCCAUCCACUGGACCAACAACACGGUGCUGUUCGACAACGUGCCCUCGGGCACCGCGCCCGAGUCCUACGUCUCCAUCAUCCUGCUGUUCCUCGGGGUCAUCACGGCACGCGUCGGCCUGUGGUCCUUCGACCUGACGGUGACGCAGCUCCUCCAGGAGAGCAUCUGUGAGUCGGAGCGGGGAGUGGUCAACGGGGUGCAGAGCUCCAUGAACUACCUGAUGGACCUGCUGCACUUCAUCAUGGUCAUCGCCGCGCCGCAGCCCCAGCACUUCGGCAUCCUGGUCAUCAUCUCCGUGCUGUUCAUCACCGCCGGCCACACCAUGUACUUCCUGUACGCACGCAAGGCCAAGAGGAAGAGCCGACAGCGGCGAGACACGUAGAGGAUCUGGAGACCGCGGCUAACCUUAACCCUGGGUUAAUCCUAGCCCGUAAACCCUGGGUUAAACCUAGCCCAUAAACCCUGGGUAAACCCCAACCCUGGUUAACCCUAAUCCAUACAGCCUAGGUUACCCCUAACCUGGGGUUAACCCUAACCCAUAAACCCUGGGUUAACCCUAACCCAUAAGCCCAGGGUUAACCCUAACCCAUAAACCCUGGGUUAACCCUAAC
This is a messenger RNA of Gadus macrocephalus (Pacific cod), 2398 nucleotides long. RefSeq names its product solute carrier family 40 member 1. Lineage: Eukaryota; Metazoa; Chordata; Actinopteri; Gadiformes; Gadidae. The transcript is spliced from 9 exons. The record is from RefSeq and is a predicted model, not a curated record. Gene Ontology annotation, biological process: iron ion transmembrane transport. Gene Ontology annotation, cellular component: membrane. Gene Ontology annotation, molecular function: iron ion transmembrane transporter activity. Bases 361 to 2169 code for a protein of 602 amino acids.